Necator americanus (New World hookworm) is the source of this 234-nucleotide messenger RNA. RefSeq lists its product as uncharacterized. The record is from RefSeq and is a predicted model, not a curated record. NCBI's taxonomy places the organism in Eukaryota, Metazoa, Nematoda, Chromadorea, Rhabditida, Ancylostomatidae. The coding region runs from base 1 to 234 and encodes 77 amino acids. The transcript has a single exon.
AUGGCUACAUUAGAUCUUGUUUUUUUUCAGUUCUGGUGCAUUUGGCGUAUGUCGCAUAUUCAUGUCGGGAAUGACUCUGGAAAGGGAAAUUAUUUCGGAGCACAAAAGUCAGCCUAUUUGCGACAAACGAGUUUAUUCCUUUCUGUACUCAUAUCCACCAACUACCGGAUAAAUGUUUUGUCGCACGGCUUAUUUACAACCUUUCCUGCUGGAAAAUCAAAGAUCUAUCUCUGA